Molecule: messenger RNA, 1225 nt
Organism: Poeciliopsis prolifica (blackstripe livebearer)
Lineage: Eukaryota; Metazoa; Chordata; Actinopteri; Cyprinodontiformes; Poeciliidae
Gene: avpi1
Product: arginine vasopressin induced 1
Exons: 4
Coding region: 413-979 (188 amino acids)
Source: RefSeq, a predicted model, not a curated record
UCCAACUUCAGACCGCUGUGAGUUAUGGCACAUAUCUACAGCUGUAGGAAAUGGAUGUGUAGUUCAGUAUUCAAAUAACAGAACCGUUCCAUUCUUGUGCUUUCUCCUUAUUUAUUUCCGAGACUGACGCUGAGGUGAUCGCCUUGGGCUUGACGUCACUGCUGGAUUACUCUUUGAUUAUUCCUUCCGCCUGCGGCUCUAUUUGCCUCUGACGCUGUUCGUUAGAACUGGGUCAGCUCAGCAUUAGGUGGUGGUGACGGCUGCACUCUAGAUGCUGGCUCAGUAAUUAGGUUGUCAGUGUAGUGUAGAGUCGGAGCGUCUCAUUCAAUCCACGGACCCUAAGGUUACCUUUUUUGAUUUUUGUGCAGGAUAAAAAAAAACCCCACACAACUAAGCCGUCUGACAUAACAAUAUGGCAGAGGCCUUAGAACUCAGCUCCACUGAGGACAGCCUGCCUGCGGAGUGGAAACCUUCCAGUCGACGCAGUAGGAAGCCGGGCUGUUCCAACAUCUUCUCAGGGGUGAACCUGCAUCAGCUGCACAGGCUGUUCAGAACGGCGGGGGACAGAAACGCAGAGCAUCGGGCGAAGCUGGUGUGGCGGGACGUGGAAGCGAGUCCGGAAGGAGCAGAGGAGGGAAAGCAGAGUGAAGAGGAGCAUGUAGCAGAUGAAGUGAGCCUGGCCCAGGCCUUAGUGGGGCUGAGAGUUCGAGCCAGGAAUAAGACGGGAAUAAGAGCGGAAGGACACAGUGAACACAAGUGGCUCAGAGCUUCGGGGUAUCUCAGGGUUGAGGAGCCACUAGCCGUCUACUCUGUCGAAGAUAACGCCCAUCCGUCAGAAAGUCUGGAGACAUUUAAAUUGCGAGCAGAGGAAGACAUUACGGGAAAUCAAAAUCCCUUCAAGCCAUCAUCAUGGAGGUUGGGCAUUAGGAUGGAGAGUGCCAGAGACUCUGAACGCUACCUUCACCGCAUCCUCCACUGAAAACAAAUUUCCUCAGUGUAGAAGGCGGAAGGACAGUAAUAAGUUAAAAACCUGGUUCUGCAUCGAUGGAAACGUGUUGUUUCCAGCUCAAACUAUGUGUGUGUUUAAAACAAGAGGUUGUGUGGAACGUUAAUAGUGCUCCACAACUGUAAAAAGUCGCAUGUGGAAUUUCUUUUAGAUAAAUGUGUUGCGUAGUAAUAAUGGCUUUUUUUUUUUUUUUUUUUUUUUAUUUGAGCUUGUAAAGAU